Lytechinus variegatus (green sea urchin) is the source of this 2784-nucleotide messenger RNA. RefSeq names its product hydroxylysine kinase-like. Gene Ontology annotation, molecular function: amino acid kinase activity. The record is from RefSeq and is a predicted model, not a curated record. NCBI's taxonomy places the organism in Eukaryota, Metazoa, Echinodermata, Echinoidea, Temnopleuroida, Toxopneustidae. The transcript has 7 exons. The coding region runs from base 212 to 1378 and encodes 388 amino acids.
AUGUAGUACUAGUAGUUGUAUGGAACGUUUCCGGUGUGUACUUCUUCUAGCCUUGGUGCGGAUAUUACCGCAGUUGUCCGUCUUAGUUGGUUGGAAUUGUGAAGCUUCUCAUCAGCCUUUCCAGACGAUGUUGCCGAACGUCAAGAUACGCUUUAAUAGCUAUGUUGUUACACUUUUAAUUCCUUAUGCUACAGCCUGAGAAGACUUGAUUAUGGAAGGAUCUGAACUCAUUAAUAGACCUUUCUUGGACCUGCAUGGAGCUGACAAACUCCUUACCAAGCUUUAUAAUAUCCAAGCUUCAAAAUUAGAAGAACUGAAAAGUUUUGCAGACCAAAAUUUCUACAUCAGAUUAGAAAGUCCCAUCGAUAUAGGUGGCAGUGAGGAUGAGAGAUGUGAUCAGUUUAUUCUAAAGUUGUACAACUCCAAAGACUCUGCAGAUGGAAACAGGGUGGAGUUGGCAGUCAACACCAUGGCAUUCCUGUCCAAUAAAGAGUUUUGCUGCCCUCGUCCAGUCCGUAAUAUGCAUGGCAAACUUGUGCAUCUUGAGGCUAUCUCUUGUAAUGACGGAAAGGGUUUCGUUGGAAAACAUGGUGUGUAUAUGGUAACUCUUUUGUCAUUCUUGCCUGGUCAUCCUCUUGGGUCAUUGAACACUAUUCCAGAUGAGAUCUUAGUAGAUAUUGGCAAAAAACUUGCUCACCUGCACAAGAUUUUAGAGGCCUCCCUUGAUGGAUUUUGUAAUGAAGAUCGAAAUCUUCAAAGGUUGGUAAAGGAAUUUCAAGAUUACAACCAUAAGAAACCAACUACCUUCUGUAGUGGAGAGUGGUCACUUGAGAAAGUGAGUGGUCAAAGACAUCUACUGGAUCUAGUGGACGAUACUUUGCUGAAAGAUGCUAUAACAAAAACUAUUGAUCUCUAUGAGGAACAUGUUGAACCCAUUCGUCAUCUUUUCAAGAAAGGGAUCAUUCAUGGAGACUUUAAUGAUGAUAACAUAAUCAUCUCAAAGGAACCCAUCCCUAAACAGUCUUCUAAGAAGUUCAUUGUGUCUGGAAUCAUCGACUUUGGUGAAGUCGAGUACUCCUGUCUCAUCUUUGACAUUGCCGUGGCAUUGUCAGAACUUGUUGUGACCCACGGGAUGUCUGCUCCUAGGCAUUUCCUUGAAGGGUACCUCUCGAAGAAAAAUAUACCCAUCACUGAGAAAAAUUUGCUGUAUUACCUGGUGUUAGUGAGGUAUGCACAGCGCAUCAUGCUCAGUCUGGAAGCGAAGCAGAGAGAUCCGUUAAAUGAAUACAUCAUGAAGGAUUUGGAAACUUGUGCAGGUCUACUUAGAAAACUGCUUCAUAUGGAAAAGAAUGAUGUGUAUACCAUGUGGAAUAUUUAGUCUGCUUUCAAGAUUUGAAACAUAAUGAGCCAAGCUUUUCUUUUAGCCUACCAAAACUCUGAAUUGUCUGCAGAAUGUAAUAACUUUCUUGUUAUCCACUUCAAAUGAUUUUUUUUCUUUCAGGACUAGCAGUCUAUUUCAAAAGCAGAAAUGGUUAUGAAACUAAAUUGAAUUGAGUUUGCUUGAUAUUAUUACAAAUUUCAUUUAAUCUUUUUGCAUAAUAUUUUUUCACAACUGAAUGAUAAGGGGGCAAUAAUUUUUUGAACAACUGUAUGUCAAUACUUUUCAAUUUGUUCUUCUAUGAUUAUUUUCAUUAUGGUUGGAGCUAUUGCACAAGAACUUAUGUCGCCUUUCUAUUACCAAAUUCCUUCCAUUAUCCAAGGUUUCUCAGGUAAUAUCUCUUUCGCUUGAAUAGUCUGUGAUAAUGAAUGUUUAUUACAUGUUAUGUCUAUAAAGUAUUUAAAAAAUAAUCAUAUGCUUCUGUUAUUCAAUAACAUAACAUCAGUAAAAUCAACAGACCUUUAACUCUUCCUUUAUUGCAUCGACUUUAAGAUUGUGUUUCGGUAUUGAAUUUUGUUCUGCUGCGGUAGAAUGCGAAACAUUGGACUGUGUAAUCUGUAAUAAAAUUAUGGGAAAAUGGUAAUUGGUGUAUUGUAGCCAGAAUAAAUUAGGUUUAGGAAUUCAUUUGUAUAUCUAUUAUCAAUGCACGUACAUGACCUUGUUCUCACUCUUGUAGGUUUGGUAGUAAGAGGUCUGAAGUUAUAAGAAAGGAAUGUAUUUGAAAAUAACCGAGUAUUGUCGUUUGACGUGUGCUUUAGAAGGUCAAAAUUGAAGUCACCUGCUGUAUAAUAUCGUUUAUUUUCUAAUGUUAUUUUGUGUAAACAUUGGGUAAUUAAGUCAAUGAAGACAUCCAAAUUCAGGUGCUUUGUAUAUAACCCUGAUAUUUAUGGAGGCUACUUUUCACAACUAAUUUGGGUCUACAAGAUUAUUUCACAGGGCUCUUUUGAGCACUCUGGUGGCAAAAUCAUCCCAAACCUGUUCAAACCAGUUUGUGCUGAUAUUGAUUGAUUUAUUGUAAAUUCUUGGUCCAAAGCCUUGACUAUGCAAUCACGUGUUCAAAAUUCUAUAAUUUUCCAUGAAAAAUAGUACAGUGUAGGUGAUGCUAGGUGAUUUUAUGGGAGUUUAUUCACAGACGGAUGGAGAAUGUUUAAAGGUUUUGGGUGCGGUAACGUGGCACCCUUAAUGCUUCACAAUUCAUAGGCAAUGAGGUAUCCAGUUUGUCUUUAUUACAGGUCAGUGGGAAAUGAUUAGAUGGGGAUGUGUUAAAGCAAAGCUGCCAAGUAGUACUGAUUUUCCAUAUUAAGUACUGAAAAAAGAGAAGAAUACUGAUGGUUUCAUCCAAAAUA